Molecule: messenger RNA, 2851 nt
Organism: Siniperca chuatsi (mandarin fish)
Lineage: Eukaryota; Metazoa; Chordata; Actinopteri; Centrarchiformes; Sinipercidae
Gene: dhx58
Product: DEXH (Asp-Glu-X-His) box polypeptide 58
Exons: 12
Coding region: 120-2165 (681 amino acids)
Biological process (GO): positive regulation of interferon-beta production; innate immune response; response to virus
Cellular component (GO): cytoplasm
Molecular function (GO): hydrolase activity; DNA binding; zinc ion binding
Source: RefSeq, a predicted model, not a curated record
AUGUAUCCUCGUCACACAGCUGAUCACUACAGUAUUUAAAACCCCAACCACCUCUACCAUAGGGUGGCAGUGGACAAGGAGAAGCAAAUACCACACAGCUGACUGGAGCACAGUGUAGGAUGGCAGAUUUUGAACUGUAUGCAUACCAGGAGGAAGUGGUUGAAAGGGCACUUCUGAGAGAGAACACUAUUAUUUGGCUGCCGACGGGAGGUGGAAAGACCCGUGCUGCUGUAUAUGUGGCCCAAAAACACCUGGAGACCACACCGAAGGCUAAGGUGGUGGUCCUGGUAAACAAGGUUCACCUUGUAGAACAACAUUACACCAAAGAGUUCAAGCCUCACUUGGGCUGUAACUACACCCUGGUGCCAGUCAGUGGAGAGAGUGAGGAGAAGGACUUCUUCGGGAAAGUGGUGCAGGACUCAGACGUGGUCAUCUGCACAGCACAGAUCUUGUAUAAUGCUCUGACUAACAUGGAGGAAACCAAACAUGUUGAGCUCUCAGAUAUUACUCUACUGAUAAUCGAUGAGUGUCACCACACCCACAAGGACUCAGUCUACAACAAGGUAAUGGGAUGCUAUUUGGAGAAAAAGUUGAAAGGAGAACAACCAUUGCCACAGAUCCUGGGUCUGACUGCAUCACCUGGGACAGGGGGCGCAAAGAUCCUGGAAAAGGCUGUGGAGCAUGUACUGCAGAUUUGUGCCAACCUGGACUCAGCCAUAGUUUCAGCCAAAAACUAUGUCUCCGAGCUGAAGAAGAAAGUACCCAGACCUAUCAAGACAUUUGACAUUGUGGAGAAAAGACCAGAGGAUCCAUUUGGGGAUCAUCUGAAGUGGAUGAUGCAGCUGAUCCAUGAGUACAUGAACCUACCUCCAGACUUGAAACUGAGAGAGUGUGGCACACAAGAGUACGAGGCAGAUGUGGUGCUUCUAGAGCAGCGAGGAGUAAAAGAGAACAACAGACUGCUAGCACAAUGUGCUCUCCACCUCAGACAGUACAACGACGCCCUGCUCAUCAAUGACACCCUGCGAAUGAUGGAUGCUUAUCGCUCCCUAAAGGAGUUCUACAUCACCAAGAUCACCACAGCAAUUGAUGGAACAGACUUCUUCCUGGUGGGACUUUUCCAAGAGAAUGAGAAGGACCUGAAGAAACUGGCAGGGGAUUCUCGCUAUGAGAAUCCAAAGAUGUUCCAACUUGAGAGCACUCUGCUGAAACAGUUUGGUCCAGGUGUGCAAUCAAGGGGGAUCCUCUUCAGUAAAACCCGUAAAAGCAUCCGCUGUCUACAUGACUGGGUAGUCACCAAUAAAGCCUUACAGGAAGCUGGCAUCAAGGCAGCCAUCCUCACUGGGGCUGGCAAUGGUAACAGUUACAUGACACAGAACGAGCAGGCGGACACAAUCCGAAAUUUCCGUGACGGUACUCUCAACCUCCUGAUCUCCACCAGUGUGGCCGAAGAAGGCCUUGACAUCCCUGAAUGCAACCUGGUGGUACGCUAUGGACUGCUUACAAAUGAGAUUGCCCAGCAGCAGGCCAGCGGACGUGCCCGAGCGAGAGACAGCCAGUAUUCAGUGGUCGCCCAGAAAGGGGGGCGGGAAGUGCGCCGGGAGCUCACCAAUGAAUAUCUGGAAGACCUGACUGGAAAAGCCAUUGCUAAGGUCCAAGAUAUGAACCUCCAUGAGUUUCGCAGAGAGAUAACUGACCUACAAAUUCAGGCAGUUACUCGCAGAAAAGUUGCAGAGAGCCGCAAAAUAGAGAGGAAAAGUCUCAACACUGCUGCCAGUAUCCAGCUCGUGUGUCGAAACUGUUUCAAGUCUGUGGCCUCUGGCAGUGACAUUAAACUUGUUGACAAUGCACACUAUGUCAACGUCAAUCCUGACUUUAAGGAAUACUACAAAGUCGGGGGGCAGGUAGUGCUACCAAGGAGUUUUGAGGACUGGGAGCCCGGGCGUACAAUCAGUUGCAAUAACGGCAGCUGCAACAAGGAAUGGGGAUUUGAGAUGAAGUACAAGCAGAUUGCCCUGCUGCCCAACAUAGCCAUUAAGAACUUUGCCCUGGAUACCCCUGAUGGCAGGAUGACUGUAAAGAAGUGGAAGGAUGUCACUUUCACUGUUGAGGACUUCAGCUUUGAAGAAUACUGCCAAGGCAACUUCCCUGACAUCUUUGAUUGAGACACCAACAAGAGAAUUUUUUCCCCUACUUCACAUGUCACUUUUUAUCUGUUUUUUUAUUCCAGUCAAUUGGUAUUUACCAAUCGAGUGUAUUGCCUGUGCUCAUUUAAAGAAACCAUCAUUGUACUGUUUGAGGUGUUUAAAUAUGAACACAUGCUUUUCUAAAAGUCCCCUCCACAUGUGCUAGCAUUCAUUUGUGCUGCCGGGCCAGUGAGGCAGCAGUGUGCUAAAACCCAUUACGCAUCGAUCAUGCUUGAAAUUAGCAUGGCAGCUUUGUUUAUGCCCAAGGUCCUAAUUCUCUUUGCAUGUUUUUGUGUGUAUUUCCUCUACUUCAGCUCAAGUCAAGCACAGAAACACAGCACAUGAACCAUCACGAAUACUUGACAUGUCAUGAUGAAGAUGAUUCCUCAUGAACUCUCUUUUAGCCAUUUUAAAAUGCUUUUAAUUGGCAACUAAAUGUUUCCAGUAGAUGCAGUAGUCAAUACGUGUGUGUGUGUGUGUGUGUGUGUGUAGUAUGCAGAUACUGUGUAUGUACAGAUAAUCUUAGUUUUAACAACAUUUUAUCAUUAUCCACUAACAUUUAAAUUUGUCGCUGUGUACUAUUUUAUACCAAUUAAUUAUGGUCAAUAUAAAUGAACUAAAACCAUUUGAGAUGAAAUAUAAAUAAACUUUCCCCUUGAAAUGCC